This is a messenger RNA of Fonsecaea nubica, 378 nucleotides long. RefSeq lists its product as hypothetical. Lineage: Eukaryota; Fungi; Ascomycota; Eurotiomycetes; Chaetothyriales; Herpotrichiellaceae. Gene Ontology annotation, biological process: DNA-templated transcription. The record is from RefSeq and is a predicted model, not a curated record. The transcript is spliced from 4 exons. Gene Ontology annotation, molecular function: DNA binding; protein dimerization activity; DNA-directed RNA polymerase activity. Bases 1 to 378 code for a protein of 125 amino acids. Gene Ontology annotation, cellular component: RNA polymerase I complex; RNA polymerase III complex.
AUGUCUGAGGUUUCAGAAGGCGACGUAAACGAUCCCGAAUAUAUCGAGGAUUUGCUGUUGCGCGGGGCGAAGAAGCUGAUCGUGCUUCCUGGCGCAUCUUCGCAUGCAGCAUCAUUCCAAUUCGAAAAAGAAGACCACACGAUGGGCAAUGCUUUGCGGUAUUUUGUUAACAAGAACCCCGAUGUCGAGUUCUGUGGCUAUACAAUCCCACACCCUUCCGAGACGAAAAUGAACAUUCGGAUACAGACUUGGGAGGAUACCGAGACAACUGCAGUCGACGCACUCAGGAAGGGUUUGUUAGAUAUGAUUGCUGCUUGCGAAGUGGUGUCGAAGAAAUUCUCAGAAGCGCGAGAUGAAUUCAAUGCUUCAAUUUCAUGA